AAGAAUAUGCCCAUUCUCUAAGUGUCAUCUAAUCCGUACAAGAAAUCGAUAAAUAAGACUUCAUAUGCCAUUGAAAUCCCGUUUCUUGCAACUAUGGAUUCUGUCUCUGUCGCUGCUAGUUUCGCGGCUCUAGUGGUUAUCUACGGUGUAUACCGUCGAUACACUCGCAUCUCUUUGGCAGAUGUUCCUGGUCCAGACUCUACAUCAUUUAUUAUGGGGAAUAUGAAAGAGCUCUACCAAGGACAGGCAACCGAGGCUGACUUCAAGUGGCAAGCUCAGUAUGGGAAUAUCAUUCGCUUGAAGGGCUCUUUUGGCGAAGACCAGCUGAUGAUUUCCGACCCGGCCGCCCUGCAGUAUAUCUUUGUAAAGUCAGGCUAUCGGUUUCCAAAACCGCGUGAUCGCCGCGUCCUCUCCCAGAUUGUCAACGGAAAGGGAAUUACCUGGGCGGAUGGUGACGAUCACAAACGACACCGAAGAGUUAUGCUCCCUGGAUUCGGUGCACCGGAGUCCAAGGCCUUCUUGUCAUUGUUCAAGGGCUGCGCGGAGUCUAUGAGCAACAGAUGGGCAGACAUAAUCAGUAAUUCCAAGGAACAGUCAGCAGUGUUCGAUAUUUCUGCCUGGCUGUCCCGCGCAACCUUGGAUGCUAUUGGGCAAGCUGCUUUUGAUUUUCGCUUCAGCUCCAUUGAUAACAAUGAAAGCGCUCUUGAGCACUCGUACAGAAAUAUAAUGACUGACGCAUUCGGAUCUCUGUCAGACUCGCAAAUAUUCUUUCAGGGGGUUUCAAAGUAUAUCCCACCUCGGAUUCUCAAAUACCUCGGAGACACAAGCAAAAACCCACGUUUUGUACGCAUGCGUGAGGCGAGCAGUGUAGCUACAUCUGUCGCAAAGCAGAUGGUAAAAGACAAGGCAGAAAUGCUAUUGCACGGCAAGGGCAGUCGAGAUAUCUUUAGCUUGCUUGUCAAAGCCAAUAUGGAUACAGAUGCCAAGGAGAAGCUGACGGAAGAAGAACUGUUUGCCCAGAUGCGUACGAUCCUCUUUGCAGGUCAUGAGACGACCUCGAACACACUCAAUUUCGUGCUUCUCGAGCUAGCUAGGCAUCCUGAAAUGCAGUCGCGCCUCCGGGCAGAGAUUUGGGAAACAGAAGCGGCUGUGCACGCCCGCGGGGAUGUGGACUUCACAAUCGCUGAUUUCGAGGCUAUGACGUAUGCUACUGCUGUUAUGAAGGAAGUCUUGAGAUAUUGCUGCGUAGUAUAUCAUGUGCACCGGUACGCCAGUCAAGAUGACGUCCUUCCGUUGUCGCAGCCAAUCACCACGCGAUCCGGAGACGUCAUCCACGAGCUACCGAUUCCAAAAGGCACACGAAUUGUUGCAUCAAUUGCAGCGUACAAUCGAAACAAGGAGCUCUGGGGCGAGGAUGCGCACGUCUUCAACCCGGAUAGAUGGCUCGAUGGCACAGCGAAAGAGAAGAAGGCCACGUCAAUAGGGGUGUACUCCAACUUAAUGACAUUCGGAGGAGGAGUGAGGGCUUGUAUCGGAUGGCGCUUCGCGGUGAUCGAAUUCCAAGCAUUUCUUACGGAGAUAGUCGGAAAGUUUGAGUUCGCACUAACUGAUAAAUCUGAACAUAUGCGGCGGGAAGCUUGCAUGGUAAUGAGUCCAACAGUAGAGGGCGAGGUUGAGAGCGGGGUUCAGCUGCCGUUGAGGGUCUCAGUGGCACCACGCAUUGACAAGGAGUACUAAGCGUCAUACGCGCCGAGAUGUCGGGCAGCUGUUCCCCAGCGUGCCCAUAAAUAGUUGUCCUAUCUGGUUCGCUGUGAUUUAGGUGGCGACAGCCAAAGCAAAAUACAGCAAAGUUUAUCAGA
Messenger RNA from Suillus paluster, 1859 nucleotides. Its product is annotated as cytochrome P450. Gene Ontology annotation, molecular function: iron ion binding; monooxygenase activity; heme binding. The record is from RefSeq and is a predicted model, not a curated record. NCBI's taxonomy places the organism in Eukaryota, Fungi, Basidiomycota, Agaricomycetes, Boletales, Suillaceae. The coding region runs from base 94 to 1737 and encodes 547 amino acids. The transcript has 13 exons.